AUGGCAACGCUUAUGGAUGUGAAGACCAGUUUUGUGGUGGUCCUUUUGCAUUGCUUUCUUUCCUUAGCUACUCUCUUUUGCAUAUUUGCAUUUGCUCGUGGAAAUCCAAAUGUGCCUUGCAAAGUGAGAGAAAGAGAAGCCCUCCUCACCUUCAAACAAGGUCUCAGAGACCGUUCGAAUCGACUCUCAUCUUGGAUUGGCGAGGAGUGUUGCAUGUGGAGAGGAAUUGGCUGUGACAACAUAACCGCGCAUGUCAUCCAGCUAAAUCUUAGAAAUAAUCUAUAUGAUGAAUUUGCCGGAGAUGAAGCUUUAGAACAAUCACAGUUACGUGGGGUGAUAAGUGAUUCUCUAUUCGAAUUAAAGCAUCUUCACUAUCUGGACCUAAGUGGGAAUAAUUUUACACAUGCUCAUAUUCCAAGCUUUUUUGGUGGCCUCCAGAAUUUGAGAUAUCUAAAUUUGUCAUUUGCGGGUUUCGUGGGUACAAUUCCUCAUCAGCUGGCAAAUCUCUCCAACUUGCAUACUCUUGGCAUUGGAGGUUUCUCCUUGCAAGUUGACAAUCUUGAAUGGUUAUCUCAUCUUUCUUUGUUGAAAUUUCUCGACCUGAGUUACGUCAAUCUUAGUAAAGCAUCCAAUUGGUUACAGGUGAUGAAUAUGCUCCCUUCUCUAUCUGAGUUACACUUGUCUAGUUGUGAACUCGAUAAAUAUGAUCAUGUUCCUUAUGUUAACUUUUCAUCUCUCACUUUGCUCGAUCUUUCAAGCAACAACUUUGUUUAUUCAACUUUUAACUGGAUGAAUAGUCUCACGUCUCUUGUUACACUUGAUUUAAGUUACAAUCUCAUUCAGAUUCCACUUACAGUUGUCCAUAACAUGUCUUGUUUGAGAAAUCUAGAUCUCUCACGUAACAACUUCUCUUCCACAGCACUUAACUUGUUCUACAAUAUAACUACUCUUGAAAGACUUGGUCUUGCAUAUAACAAUAUUCGAGGUGUACUUCCUAGAGCCCUUGGAUCCCUUUCUCGAUUGACGCAUCUUGACUUGUCACUCAAUCACCUUGAUGGAAAGAUACCAAGAUUCUUGGGAAACUUUUGUAAUCUCCAACUUUUAAGUUUAUUUAUGAACAACCUUGGGGGUGGUGUGCAUGAAGUUUUAGGAAAUUCUUCGGCAUGCAUAUCAAAAAAUUUAGAGUUUUUAGAUUUGGGAGGGAAUCGACUUUCAGGUACUUUGCCUGAUGAAUUGGGGAAAUAUCAAAAGCUCUCUGUUCUUUUUCUUGAUGGUAACCUGCUUUCUGGUCCGAUUCCAAUGUCUAUAGGAAAUCUUUCUUCAUUGAGGACACUUUUUGUCUCUAGCAAUCAACUAAAUGGAACAAUUCCUGAAAGUCUCGGACAUCUUUCAAAUCUUGAACAAUUCUCCAUCUCUGACAAUUUAUUUGAGGGUUCUGUUUCUGAUGUGCUUUUUUCUAACCUAACAAAAUUGAAAAUACUUUAUGCCUCUUCAACCAACUUGUUGACUUUGCGAGUAAGUUCUAAUUGUCAACUUCGAACUUUAAUAAUGAAUUCAUGUAGACUAGGGCCACGAUUCCCUGCAUGGCUUCAAUCACAAAAAGAUCUUCGAGCUCUAUAUUUAUCGAAUGCAAGCAUUUCAGAUGUUAUUCCUUCUUGGUUUUGGAGCCUCAGUCCCCAAUUCGAAUGGUUGGAUCUUUCUCAAAACCAAAUUCAUGGCAGUAUUCCAAAUUUUUCUUCCGCAUACAGUAUUGAUCUUAGUUCAAACAACUUCUUUGGCCCUCUCCCCCAUAUCUUUUCUUCUAGCAUUAGGUAUUUAGAUCUUUCCAACAACUCAUUCCAUGGAUCUCUUUCUCCCCUCGUUUGUGAACAGAAAGAUAAAAUGAGAUAUGUUCAAGUUCUUGAUUUUUCAAAAAAUCUUUUAUCCGGAGAACUUCCAGACUGUUGGAUGAACUAUUCUGACUUACGAAUGUUAAUCUUGGGGAGCAAUAAGCUAACAGGAAAUAUACCGAGUUCUUUGGGUUCUCUAUCUGCGCUUGAGUUGUUGUCGUUGAAAAGAAACAAUCUGUCUGGAGAUUUACCAAUGUCCCUACAAAAUUGCAAAGGCCUAGUUACUCUCGAUCUCAGUGAGAAUCAUUUGUCUAGUGGCUUAUACAUUUGGUUGGGAAAUAGUUCAGCCUCUCUUAGAGUUCUUGUGCUUCGCUCAAAUAGGUUUCAUGGUAGUAUUCCUCAAGAGUAUUGUCACUUCAAUUUACUUCAAAUCAUUGACCUUUCUCAUAACAAAUUAUCGGGAUUCAUUCCGCAAUGCUUUGGUAAUUUGAGCGCAAUGGUGAGACAAGUCUCUGGCGAAACAUUUCGUACAACAGAAAUUAUCUUGAUAAUGAAGGGAGCAGAGUAUGAAUAUAGUCAGUCACUUUCUCUUGUCACAAGCAUGGACCUCUCGAGCAACAAUUUAAUUGGAGAAAUCCCUGAGGAACUCACCAGUCUUUAUGGCAUACGAUUCUUGAAUUUGUCCCAUAAUCAACUCCAUGGAAAGAUUCCUGAGAAGAUCAGUAACAUGACAUUAUUGGAAUCUCUCGAUGUCUCAACAAAUCAACUCAAGGGUGUAAUACCUCAAAGCAUGGCGAGUUUAACUUUCUUGAAUUAUCUGAAUUUAUCACACAACCACUUUUUCGGAAGAAUUCCCUCCGGCACUCAGCUUCAAAGCUUUAGUGCACAAAGUUUCAUUGGGAAUCAUGAUCUUUGUGGACCUCCACUUACGCCUAGCUGCGUUGGAGAUGACUCGUCCCUUGAGCCAACACCAAAUGUUGAUGAUGAAGGUGACGAGAAUGGGAAUCGUGGCCCUAGUCUCAAUGAAGCCAUUCUUAAAGUUCGAAGUUGA
This is a messenger RNA of Corylus avellana, 2880 nucleotides long. Lineage: Eukaryota; Viridiplantae; Streptophyta; Magnoliopsida; Fagales; Betulaceae. The record is from RefSeq and is a predicted model, not a curated record.